Cherax quadricarinatus is the source of this 1628-nucleotide messenger RNA. The record is from RefSeq and is a predicted model, not a curated record. Lineage: Eukaryota; Metazoa; Arthropoda; Malacostraca; Decapoda; Parastacidae.
CCUCCAUUCGAAAUAAAACAUAAUUAUUUAAACGCCGCGUAACUGACGAGUUUAGCGCUCCCUCCUCGAGUCAGCGCUGUAAGAUCUUUGUGAGUUUAGCGCUUAGUUAUGAUAAUAAUAAUAAUAAUCUCUCCUUGAGCAGUGUCGUGGCAGCGUUGAUGACGUCACGAGCACCCACUCCCGCUGAUGCUCGGGAUAAACUGACUGAGGAUUUAUAGGUUUCCCCGAGGAACAGCUGUUGUGGAGGAGACUACAUGUGUCACAGCUGUCAACAGCUGUACUCUUGUAAGUGUGGCAAGGAUGGACAAGUGGCUGGGUAUAUUAUAACUCUUGGGGUCGUCGACACAGAGCUGUGGUCAGAGACGACGUCUGGUAAAUAACAGAACUCGACAGCUCAAGACAUCUUACAUGGUAUAACAUGUCCAGGAGUACAAGGAGAUACCAGCUUACUAUAGAUGAUGUUUAUGACAAAAUCGGACACUUCGGCUUUUCUCAGAAGUUAUAGCAAGUGAAGUGUGUAAUAUGAGACUCUGAGUGAGUCAAUACAAACUUUCUCCAGCAAUGGAAUACCUGUCUAUCGAUGAUAUUUUCAAUAUUAUUGGACAGUUUGGAUGGAAUCAAAGACUAUACUGUAUUGGCUUCAGUGUCCUGCAGUUCUUCUUAGCAUUUCACAUGCUUCUCAAUGUCUUUACUGGUUUGGACCCAACAUUCAAGUGCUUUGCCAGAGAUGGAAGCUCCAAGAAUGAACCACUCAUCAACCAGUGUAUUGAGGACACGCCUCAAAAAUGCUCACUUACCUAUACGACAGAGUACAAAUCUUUUGCAUCCGAGUGGAACUUAAUAUGCAACGAAAAAUAUAAAGUGGCUCUAGUGCAAUCAAUAUGGAUGGGAGGGGUGAUGACAGGGGCCCUCGUGCUGGGUGGUGUGGCUGAUGUAAUAGGACGACUGAAGACACUCAUGAUGGCACUCUUAGGAACUAUAGCCUUUGAGGGCUUUAGUGCCUUUGCUCCAACAUUAGUGGUCAUGGCAAUGUUGCGCUACCUAGGAGGAAUCUGCUGUGCGUUGGUAAUCCUUGUGAGCUUUGUCUUCUCGCAAGAGUUGGUUGGUAUGGAUUGGAGAAGCUUUUGUGGCAUUUUUAUAGCUAUGUCAUUUGCUGUUGGAAUAGGUGUGUUCUCUGCAUUAGCAUCAGUAAUGGACACAUGGAGAACUUUGACAUUUAUUUGCUCUGUCUCUGGGAUAGUGUUCUUAAUUCUUCCCUGCUACAUUCCUGAGAGCCCACGUUGGCUUGCCUCCCAGGGAAGAAAUGAUGAAGCAAAAGAGAUCUUAGAGGGAAUGGCCCGGAGAAAUGGAAAAUUUAGCAAUCUCCCAACUAAUUGGGAGAUUUCAGUUACUGGCAACAGCAAAGAUGAGAGUGACAAGAAGCCACAGGGAGUUGGUCUCUUGGUUAGCCAUCCCUAUGUCCUCCUCCUUACACUUAUUCAGAUAUAUUCCUGGUUUGUCAACAGUGCAACAUAUUAUGGUCUUACCAUUGCUGCUAGCAACCUAGGGGGUGAUGCUUACGUGUCAACAGCUUUGAGUGGUCUCAUUGAAAUCCCGGCUUGCGUCGUUGCCAUUGGUAUCAUUGACAG